Messenger RNA from Populus nigra (black poplar), 4598 nucleotides. Its product is annotated as LEAF RUST 10 DISEASE-RESISTANCE LOCUS RECEPTOR-LIKE PROTEIN KINASE-like 1.3. Bases 136 to 1164 code for a protein of 342 amino acids. The record is from RefSeq and is a predicted model, not a curated record. The transcript is spliced from 2 exons. Lineage: Eukaryota; Viridiplantae; Streptophyta; Magnoliopsida; Malpighiales; Salicaceae. Gene Ontology annotation, molecular function: polysaccharide binding.
UUCACAUCUAUCCCUUUCUGAUGUAUUUAUUUACCUGAAAUUGAUAAUUAGCACGUCAAAACUCAUCUCUUUAUAAUUGAAACUAUCCCAGAAACAACCAAGCCCAUUUUGCUAACACACAAUUCCAUUUCUCCUAUGCUACUUCCUCUUGCCAGAAUGAAUUCCUCGGCCUUUUCUUUUCUUUCAGAUUUUGUUCUUGUAUUGUUGCUCUUCAUUCAAGUCCCUUCAUCCUCGAGCAACGAUGACCUGUUCACUGCCUGUAGUAAAAAGUUUGAAUGUGGGGGUAUUUUCGCGGGUUUUCCGUUCUGGGGAAAUGACAGACCACGUGCCUGUGGCGUUCCUGAAUUGGAACUCAGGUGUGAGAAUAAUGAUAUCGCCAAGAUGAAUAUCAAUCAGGUUGCAUAUCGUGUUUUUGAAAUCAAUCAGGAUGAUGGAAUUCUCACGAUUGCAAGAGAGGACUACAUGGUUGGAUUGUGUUCACCUCAGUUUAUGAACAGCACGUUCAAUCCUAAGGUUUUCGAGUAUGUUGAGGGUUACAAAAAUCUGACAUUCAUUUAUGGUUGCAAGGAUGCUCCUCCAACCAUACCUGGUAGAAUACCUUUCACUUGCAGAAUAAAUGAGGGUAAUGAUCAAGGUGGUUAUAUCCAAGAAGGAGAUACUGGUCCUGGUGAAUGCAAUCGUAGUGUCUUAGUGCCAGUUUCUAAAACAGAUUUGCCACGGCCACCAAUCGGGAUUUUCCCAGGUUGGGAAGAACUCCUGAGAAAAGGAUUCGAGGUAAGAGUGAAGGUCGAUAGGGAGGCGUGUAAUGAAUGCUUCACCACUUCAGGAGCUUGUGGUAUUGACUAUGCAACUAAUCAAACAACUUGUUACUGUCCAAAUCAAUCAAGUGGAUCAAAAACAUGUGCUCUUCCAGCUGCAGGUGAAGCCUCAAGUCCAGCGAUUUAUAAAAUUGACCUAGGCCGAGCAAAAAUUAUAACUACGAAUUUUUCCAUUUUUAACAUGCAUGGAAUUGUUGCCUCGUGGAGCUGUUCAUAUUCCUUGACGGCUGGACCGGCAAAGUACCAAACAAAAACAUACACUAACGAAGGAUUUGUAAAUUCUUGCACCCGUAGGGGGGAUUCGGGGAGGGGUGGUCCGAGACUCUCUGACAUAUUUUUAUCUUAGCUUGCAUGGAUAUUCAGGGGAGAUGAGAUAGUGAUUUAGGAAGGAUCUCAUCUGACAAACAACCUAAACCCCGAAGAAAUAAUUAAUUAUUCGAUUGGAAUUAGCAAAUCUAAUCAACAUAAUAGAAAUUACAGGAAAUUUACAAGGUAAUGCAGAAAUUGAGUCCACAUCAGAGACUUGGUCUUUCUGCAGAAGUCAUUUUCUUUGUUCUUUUUCCUGGAAUAAUCUAUCAUCUGAAACUUCAAAUUCCCACCUCCUGUUUUUGUCUGAUUUGACUUUAGGUGGCAUCUAUGAAAUUAAUUUUAAAUAAUUCACACGUUUACUCCAGGAAUUUAAACACAGAGCACCGUAACAUUACAAAAUUCUUUUUCCUUGAUUCGUCAUCGUACCAUAUAAACUUAAUCAGCAAAAUAAUAGCACAAACGAUAUCAAUAUAAGGUUACAGUAACUCAUGAUAUUUACAAUAAAUUAUAUUUAAUUUUUAUAAUGUGAAAGUAGUGAUGUGUUUUUGACUCUUUUUUUAUACAGAUUUUCAUUUAAUAAAUUCACACGUGGAGCAACAAUUAGGAUCUUAAAAACUAAUUAAUCUAAAGAUAUAUCAUGAAAUUUGAUUAUUAAAUAUUUAACGUGGCGGUUUACAAUUCCUGAAACUAGACAGAUAAACAAACAGUUUGGCUAAAGAAACUCAUUUUAAAAUGAACAAGCCGUGUGUGUGUGUGUGUGUAUAUAUAUAUAUAUAUAUAUAUAUGAAAUCGCUUGUUUCAUUUGGCCACAUCACCUUCCAAUUUAAGCCAAACUCAAUAGUUGGAGACUACUUGGAGUUCUUAAAUUCUUGACGAAACCUGUUUUUGGUAUUUUGUGACGUCCGUUAACACGAUUUUCUAGCUAGCUAUUAAACUCAUAAUCAUUUUAUUAUUAAAAUUCUAAUAUUAUGUUUUUCAAAAUCAAUUAAAAGUUUAAAAUAUAUUUUAUAGUAAUUUUAAUAGUAGAAAAUUGAGAACAAACUGUUUAUUCGGUCAAAAUUCAACAUCAUUCAGACUAUGCUGAUACUUUCAAGACAAUUUUAUUAUAGGAUAUAUAGAAGUGUGGUAGUUAUUAUUUUUUAAAAUAUUUUUUAGGUUGAAAUGCAUUAAAAUAAUAUUUUUUAUUUUUUAAAAAAUAAUUUUUAAUAUGAACAUAUUAAAAUAAUUUAAAAAUAUUAAAAACUUAAUUUUAAAUAAAAAAUUAAAUUCUAACUAACUUUUAUUCAGACGCAAUUUCAAACAGAAUUUUACUCUCCAGGAAAUUUGGUGGCAAGAAAAUAUAUAUUUUUAUUCAUUGGUUUAAUCAACCUUGUAAUCAAAAGUAUCUUUCAAGUAUUCAGACACCAAUGUUUACGUAGGCCGUAGCACAGUAAGUAUAAAGCUAUACAUUUAAGACAUGAAACUUGAAAAUUUUAACAAGAACACAGAAUUUGACUAUCAGGAUUCAAAAUACACAUUAUCUUGCUGACAAAAUGACCUCCCUACUUCUUUGGCCACCUGAAUUUACGUUGAUGCCACUCUCACCAUUCUAAUGGAAGCUUCUCUUUGACAAAAUCCCCUGUGGUCAAAUACGUACUGCCAAUUCUAUUGUAUUGAUCGAGUAAAUAACUCCCACCUUCGUGUUUUUUACUCUUAACUCAAUACUUGAACAACGUUUCCUGUCAAUCUCUCUGCAAAAACACGACUGCUACUCCUUCAGGCCAUGCCUUGGCUUAUCCUACUCCUAACCAUAGCCUUGGUGGGAACUUCUCUGUCCUUCGUAUGACUUGCAACAUUAAUGACACUGUUAUGGUGGGAAACUUUAUAACAGUCAACUUCUCUGUCCUUAGUAUGACUGAUCCCAGCUUAUUCAGCUACCUGACAACAUGCAACAAUAGUGUUAAAUUUCCUGCCCAUCUAUCAGCUAUUAUGCCAAUUCUACCCAAUCCAAAUGUAUCACAGUUUCUUUGAAGCUAUUAAUCAAGGUUUUGUGUUGGAGUGGAGUGCAAAUGAUUCAUUAUGUGAUACAUGUAAAUCUUCUGGUGGUCAGUGUGGUUACAACAAGACCACUACAGCAUUCACUUGUUACUGUGCGGAUCAACCUCAAGAUUUUGAAUGCUCAUCAUCACCACAGGCACCUAGUCAAUCAACAAGUAUGUCCGCUUUUAUUUCUUGAUGCCAUGACUGGAUAGAUAGAGAUAACUGAAAUCUAAGAUAUACCCUCCAGGCUAGGUGAUGUCGGAGGACCUCUGGUAAAAGAAACAGGUGUGAAUCGUUCCUUUGAGUAGAGGGAGGAACCUAGCUAGCUGUUAGGAAUUGUUCAAAGCUCCAUGAUCCUGAAGAGAACACCUUCCUUGACCAUUUAAUUCCAGUAUAUCAAGGAAACAAAGACUUCGAUUAACUGACAAAGACUUUAUAACGUGAAAAUAUAGGUAUCCCUUUAUCACAAGGAGCAAUCCUUAUAGUAUUCCCAACCUAGUAUGUGUCGAGAUAUAUUAUUUCUUUAGCAGUAGCAGGAGCAAGAGACUGUCUAAUGAAAUUACUCUCCGUUAAUUUAGAAUUGCUAAAUACUCUCCAUUCCCACCAGUCCAGGUUCCUCAUUUAGUAAACUGAAAUUUGUCCAGGUUCCUGCUUCAACUAGUCCAGGUUUCUUGUUUAGUGAAAUGCAACUAGCCAUCCUACUCUUCUAAGUAAUCAAGGAACAAAAUUAUGUUUCAGAUAUUUGUAACCUCUGCUGCAUAUUUGAGUCAGGUCAGGUUUUACCCUGUCAUAUUUUCGUCUUUGAUAAUUUCCAAGCACAUGCUUCAAUAAUUUCAAGAAUCGAUGUCUGAACAACUUUCAGAGGCUUACAAGUCCACUGGUUUUGGUUUAGUGUUAAUGAAUAAUUAAUUGCAGCAAUUCGAGGUUAUUUGUUAAGAGGGUCAAUGUUCGAAAUUAGGCUUUUCUUCUUCAGUCUUGUGUUGACUAUGACCCUAAGAAAGUUGGAGCUCUAUGUGGUGAUAUUUUGAAUACACUAUGAUCCACAUCUUGUUCAUGAGAUGUUAAUUAAAUCUAAGUUAAUCCCUGGGGUUUUUUUUUUGCAACCAUUGAUACUUAUUUCUUUAUUAGUUGUGUUUAGUGAUAGGGAAAAUUGAACAAUUCAAUUACUCAUAGUUUGAUUCCCCUGUUUUCUCUGUUUUUUGCGAUGCCUCUUCUGUGAUUUUCGCAAGGGAGAACCUGCUUCCCUUAAUGUUCCAGUUUCUUUAGGACAGUAGCUUGUAUGUCUAUAAUCUGAAUGAAGACAUGAAUCAUUUUGUGCUCAACAAAUAACAAUUGAGAUAGCCACUAUCAUAUUUCAAGUUAAGUCCAAUUGAUCAUGCUUACUAAGUGCCUACUGCCUACUGAAAACUUGCUUCAACGUGGUCAUUGAUGUUUCUGGCUUUCAUGAUUUUU